GGAAGAAGAAGAAGAAGCUGCAGCAGCGGCAUAUUUAUAAUAACACCACCGGGAUAGUGGGAGCAGAAAGAGUUGAUCCUUAGCAGCAGCUACUCUGAUAAACUCCGAACUAUUCAACACACGAAGAAGAAGGAGCCUGUAAGACUGAACUCAGGACAAAUUUACCCGCUUAUCAGCUGAUUUCUGCGAGAAAGCCACCAAGAAGGAGAAGGGGAACCGCCGGGUGUUCAGAGUCCCAGGUGAAGGUCACAAGAAGGACGUCAGGCUUUGUCUGAAGCAGCUGGACCAGGUAAACCAGCAGAGGUCCAAUCUGGACCUGCUGGCCUGACUCUGGAUGUGUCUCUGUGCUCCUGCUGCUCAGGGAGCCUCGGCUGGAUGCUGGAGCAGCAGGCCGACCGGGUCAUGGAGCUGUCGGAGUGGAGCCAGCGCUGGCAGGAGGACAAGAUCGGCUUCCAUCAGCCGGAGGUCCACAGCAUGCUGAAGAUGAACUACGAGGCGGUGGUGAACGGACGGGGCGGCGUCCGGUGGUUCUUCCCUCUGUGUGGGAAAGCUGUGGACAUGAAGUGGUUGGCGGAUCUGGGUCACUCGGUGGUCGGCGUGGAGAUUUCAGAGAUGGCCAUCAGACAGUUCUUCCAGGAGAACAACAUGACGUUCAGCGAGGAGGACGUCCCCGCCGUCCCUGGAGCCAAAGUCUUCCAGAACUCGGAGGGGACCGUGUCCCUGUACCAGUGCGACCUGUUCAGCUUCUCCAGCGCCGUGGCGGGUCAGUUCGGGGCGAUCUGGGACAGAGGCUCUCUGGUGGCCAUCAACCCCCGGGACAGGGACCGGUACGCGGCUCUGAUCGUCUCCCUGAUGGCUCCAGACUGCAGAUACCUGCUGGACACGCUGCUCUACAAUCCAGAGCUCUAUAAAGGUCCUCCGUUCUUCGUCCCGGAUGAACAGGUCCAGAGUUUGUUUGGCAGCAGAUGUGACGUGAAGCUGCUGCAGUCCGUGGACGCAAUGACAGACCGACAGAGGGCCUGGGGUCUGGACGCUCUGACGGAAAACGUCCACCUCCUCACCCUGAAGGCGGCCAACUGACGCCCGACCCGGUCCGACCCGGUCCACUGACCUGCUGCGGUUCUCCCGUCAGCCGCUAAAUAAAGCUGCUUUUUAAACAGA
Molecule: messenger RNA, 1161 nt
Organism: Poecilia reticulata (guppy)
Lineage: Eukaryota; Metazoa; Chordata; Actinopteri; Cyprinodontiformes; Poeciliidae
Source: RefSeq, a predicted model, not a curated record